GCAGAACAUGUACAAAGCUCAGAUGAGGAAGAAACGACCAGAGAUGGAGCGGAGGAAGAGGAGGGAGCGACGAUGUGGAGAGGAAGAGGAGGAGAAAAGAAGAGACGUUAAAAAACUGCAGAUUGAUCACGAAGCGAAAGAAGAACUGGAAGAAAAUUAGAAAAAAUAUUUUAUCUAACAAGAAUUAGAAGCAAGCAGCUCUUCUUUCAUCAGCACAGAAAAGGAUGAAGGUAUGAGGAUGACUCCAAAUGCUCAGGAGUCCGUCAGGUGCGGCGCGUCGUCCUGCAGCUGCGCCUGUUUUAAACCCGGAAAGGUCAAACUCAGGUCAUGUGAUCGCUGUGGACACGGCUGGGUGGAGCACGCUCUGGAGAAGGUCCAGGCCCGGCCGGCGUCCGGCUCCAGCCCGGUGGAGGUGGCCCUGCCGGGGCCGGUGUUUGACCUGAGCUCCCUGGUUCUGUUCGGAGCUCAGGCCGUUCCCGUCCAGCUGAAGAUCUUACUGGACCGACUCUACAGCGUCCUGCCUCCAGAGCAGGUGGGUCAGAUUCUGAACAGUCUGGGCUGGAGUUUGGGUGAUUACGUCCGAGGAUACAUGCUGCAGCGUCCUGAUGGGGGCGUGUUGGAGCGCUGGGACGCGGCCACGCCCCGGGAGCAGCUGCUGCUUCUCAGACAGUUCCUGCGCUUCGGAGAGACUCGGCCCAUAGUGGAGGUGAUGAUCCUGCAGCACCUGGAGGGUGAAGAGAUCCAGCCUGACCAGCAGCCAAACGCUCCGGUGAAAAACAUCCAGUCGGGUUCGAAUAACCGAGCGUCCGGUUUGAGACUCGGUUCUCUGAGAGACGGCCGGCUGGCGGAGAGCAACGGCCCAGCAGGACAGUCAGUGCUCCUGCCUUUCCAUUUUCCACAAUCAGGCGUCUACCGUUCAGCAAAGGAAACAUUUCCUUCCACUGAGCUGCAAAACGUCCUGCAGGAUUUCAGGAAGAACAAACUGGUUCAGAAACACGACAGACAUCGAUGUGAGGAAGACGACGACUCUGAACGGCAGAGAUCAGAACCGGCCUUGGCCAUAAAAACCGACCCGGACAAGCCAAAUCCGUCACCGUGGCAACAGAACCCCAUCCUCCACCAGGACCGGGUUUUCCUCCAGAAGAGAUUCCUUUCUUCCUCUUCCUUCAACUUCUCACUUCCUCCUUCCUCCCUGGUGUGUUCUCCACUCCCCUCCUCUUCCUCCUCUCGCCUCCAACCUCCUCCAACGCUUCCCUCCUUCUCCUCCUCUUUCCUAAGACCUCUUCGCUCCUUUUCUUCCCCUCUCCUCCCUGUUACGUCGCCAUGUUCGUCCCUCCAUCCUCUCCCGUCUUCCCUUUGCUCCUUCCCUUCCCUCCUGGCCGCUGGGGGGCGGAAGGGCAGGGUCAGCUGUGGCGUCUGUGGGAAAAGCUUCUAUGACAAAGGAACCCUGAAGAUCCACUACAACGCCGUCCACCUGAAGAUCAAACACCGCUGCACCGUUCUGGGCUGCGCCAUGGUGUUCAGCUCCCUGCGCAGCCGCAACCGGCACAGCGCCAACCCGAACCCGCGGCUGCACACAGCCGGCAGCAGAGAGUCUCAGCCGUACCGAAACACGCUGAGUGGACAGAGCGGCGUUCACGCUCCAACGCAGAGACACCAAGAGAAACAGGAAACACAGGGAAGCAGGAACCAUGAUUCCUCUCACAGCCCGCCUCAGGAAGCCGCCUCCCCCGCUCCGCCUCUCAUCCCUCCAGCUCCACCCUCAGGGGGCAUCUGGCCCUCAGGGGGCAUCUGGCCCUCAGGGGGCUCCCCGUCUUCACUUACCAACCUGCAGACUGGUCAGCAGUGGUGGAAGGGGAAUCAGUCCUUACCACAAAAGAAGAAACCCAGGAAGUCGAGCAUGCCACUGAAAAUAGAAAGAGAGACGACUCAAAGCAGCAAACAUGAAGGCGAGAGCUGAAGAGCUGAAAGACUCUGAAAUAUUGUUUACAUUAAUAAAAAAGGGAGCAGGAGCUUCAGUUUGUUGCAGCUUUGAAAUGAUUCUGAAUUCACACAUUUUUGCACGUUUACAAAUAUGUCGUACUUUGUGUCCACUGGCUGUUUACCUGUAAUUAUUCAAUGAUAAACUUCAUAUAUCACACCUGAAGCUCAUUUUAUAAACCUUUCAACAAAAAAAA
Messenger RNA from Xiphophorus couchianus (Monterrey platyfish), 2177 nucleotides. Its product is annotated as zinc finger protein basonuclin-1-like. The transcript has 8 exons. The coding region runs from base 233 to 1960 and encodes 575 amino acids. Gene Ontology annotation, cellular component: nucleus. The record is from RefSeq and is a predicted model, not a curated record. Gene Ontology annotation, biological process: regulation of DNA-templated transcription. Lineage: Eukaryota; Metazoa; Chordata; Actinopteri; Cyprinodontiformes; Poeciliidae.